AUAUUUGCAGAUUUUUGAAUAUAAAGGCUUUUGGUUACACUAGCUUUCCUGACAUUUUUUGUUCUUCCCAGACUUUUAAAAUUAUUAUUGCAGACAUUUGAAAAAAGUACCUGGCAUCUCUGCCUGUCAAAUUCGCAAAAUGUCAUCCAUAUUCGCCAGAAUCACCACUCAACAGGGAAAAUUUGCUCAAAAAGGUAUUAAAAAUUUCUGCUGGUUCGAUUAAAAAUGGAAACUGGUCCAGACGGUAAAGCACAAAAGGUUAAUUACUAUUUCAUCAAUUAUAAAACCUUUGUGAACGUCGUCAAGUACAAGCUCGAUCAUAUGCGGAAGCGUAUGGAAACCGAGGAACGUGAUGCCACUAGUGCAAGUUUCAAGUGUCCUUCCUGCGACAAGACUUUUACCGAUCUGGUGGCAGACCAGUUGUUCGAUUUUGCAUCCGGCCAAUUUCGCUGUACAUAUUGUGGCAGUACUGUGGAGGAAGACAGUUCAGCACUACCGAAAAAAGAUUCACGCUUACUGUUGGCCAAGUUCAACGAGCAAUUACAGCCGCUAUACGAUCUGUUAAGACAAGUUGAAGAUAUCAAGCUUGCUCCGGAAAUUCUCGAGCCUGAACCGGUUGAUAUUGAUACUAUUAGAGGUAUUGCCAAACCAACCAACAGGAUUUCAGAUGAGCAAUGGUCCGGCAAAGCAACGCGAACCAGUGGAUUCGCUGUGGAAGAAACCCGUGUCGAUGUUACCAUUGGUGAUUCAGACGCAGUGGAAACCACAACACAUCGGAAAGAUCGUUCGGUGUGCAUGACGGAAUCAACUGUUGUUACGAACGAUGUGGAUGAAAAUUCAGUUGAGUCAAUUUUAGAGAAAGCUGCAUUCACCUCCACACAACCCCCCGUGGUCACCAAUUGCACUAGUGUUAUUUAUUCCGCACGGAACCGUAAAGAUGCCGACGAUAUUAUGUCGGUAUUGCAACAGCACGAGAAGCAAAGCUCUCACAAUGCAACGAAUGAUGCCAUCAAGGGGCUAGAUCUCAACAACGAGCCAAGUAGUGACGAUGAGAAGGAUAUUGACGAUACAGAGAUUCCCACUGUUGAAAUUAUGGAUACCGAUUCGGAUGACGAUAUGCCAAUGAUAACGGUGGCGGGUAGACCACAGCCACUGGAUUAGAUCAAUGACACGCUGAUAGCGGAAAUGAAUCCACAGGAGAAAGAAACCUACAUGGUGUAUCAAGAUCAUUUCAGUCAUAUAUAUGAUUAGAUGGAACGACGAAAAGUAAGUGGCAUUAAAAAGUUGAAUUUAAAA
Molecule: messenger RNA, 1296 nt
Organism: Topomyia yanbarensis
Lineage: Eukaryota; Metazoa; Arthropoda; Insecta; Diptera; Culicidae
Product: general transcription factor IIE subunit 1-like
Exons: 2
Coding region: 226-1161 (311 amino acids)
Biological process (GO): transcription open complex formation at RNA polymerase II promoter; transcription initiation at RNA polymerase II promoter
Cellular component (GO): transcription factor TFIIE complex
Source: RefSeq, a predicted model, not a curated record